GCCGAGGCACCUCCAGCUCCAGCUGCCAUUGAUGCGUUCGCUGCAGACUCGACUAUCACUCUCCCUUUUUCUGGUAGUUUUGGGUUGAGCAGAGCGGCGACAUCACCAGCCUUACUCUCGUUUUGCUUUUGUCAGAGCAUCACACAAACCGCAGCCACGAUGACGGAGGCGGAGGCGUUGGAGAAGAAGCAGCACAAGCCCAGCAACGGAAAUGUUCUUCCAGAGGCCACCAGGGAAGAUGCGUUUGAUCACACAUACAAAGAGAAAGAAGGCCCAAAACCUCCCACGAUCAUCGUAUGGAAAAAUGUCAUAUUGAUGACUCUAUUGCAUAUAGGUGCCCUGUACGGCGUAUUGCUCAUCCCUUCAGCAGCUCCGUUGACCUUGCUUUGGUCCGUACUUUGUUUUUUGGUAAGUGCUUUAGGAGUUACUGCAGGAGCUCACCGCCUGUGGAGUCACAGAUCCUACAAGGCCACAUUACCUCUAAGGAUCUUUCUUGGUGUUGCUAACUCCAUGGCAUUUCAGAAUGAUAUCUUUGAAUGGGCUCGAGACCACAGGGUUCAUCACAAAUACUCAGAGACAGAUGCUGACCCUCACAACGCCGUCCGGGGCUUCUUCUUUGCUCACAUUGGCUGGCUCUUGGUGCGCAAACACCCUGAUGUCAUUGAGAAAGGACGCAAGCUGGAGCUCAAAGAUCUGAUGGCUGACAAAGUUGUAAUGUUUCAAAGAACGUAUUACAAGCCGUCUGUGCUGCUCAUGUGUUUCUUCGUCCCCAUGUUCGUGCCUUGGUACUUUUGGGGGGAGUCUCUGUGGGUGGCGUACUUCAUCCCGGCUCUGUUGAGGUACACUUUGGUGCUGAAUGCCACCUGGCUGGUCAACAGUGCGGCUCACAUGUGGGGUAACAGGCCCUAUGACCACAACAUCAACCCCAGGGAGAACAAGUUUGUCACGUUCAGCGCCAUAGGUGAAGGAUUUCACAAUUACCACCACACAUUCCCCUAUGAUUAUGCAACCAGUGAGUUUGGCUGCAAGUUGAACCUUACCACUUGUUUCAUCGACUUCAUGUGCUUCUUGGGCCUGGCCAAGGACUGCAAGAGAGUGUCCCACGAGAUGGUCGUGGCCCGAAUACAACGCACUGGUGACGGCAGCCACCGGAGUGGCUAAGAUUGUUAAAUCGCAAUCAGCUUCAAGGCAAAACGAGUUGAAAAGAAGACGCCUCACAGUCCUUUGACAGCUAUACAUUUCUCAUCCUCUGAGGAUAACAGUCCGCUUCAUGAGGGCCUUGACCACAUUUUGCUUGUUUUUGUGGUUUUUGUAGCUGUAACUAAAGAAAUUCUUUAAAGAUGGAUAAAAAAAAAAAAAAACACACACAUUUUGCUAAGCUCUUGGCCUUGGUUUCUAUUGUUCAGUCAGGCUAAGGUCUUGCAAAGAUGUUUUAGAUUUUGAAGUAGAUUCAUUUUAAAAGUCAACUUCAUUCUCCGCUGUUUUGCCACUUUGGUGUGCAUUCUUCAUGCAAGGUCAGUCAUGUAGCCAAUCAUUUUUAUGUAAGUAUUACUCAAUUAUUAAUCAACAAGUGGAGCACUCAAAUAUAGAGUGACAAUGUUUCAACUGAUACGGUCUGAUACUGAUUGGAGACUGUUGCCUUUAUUGCUGAUUACAGCAAGAUUUUACAGUUCUGAUAUAAAUUAACUUUUUGAGCGCUCUAAGAUCUGAAAAAUAAUAAUAAUAAUAAAAAAAAAAAACGUGAUUUGGCUUUAAUGAAAUAUGGCACAUAAUGGAGUUGUGAGGGAACCCAGACCAUCCUCCUAUGACCUGACUAUACUGGCAACCAGUUUGCCAAAAUUGUACGGAAACCCAGUCGUGCAGUUGUGUGUUUCCGUGUGUAACUUGGUUGUCUUCUGCAGAAAACAAGCAUAGAGCUUAACACAUACAUCUAGUGUGUGUGUGAUAUUUGGAUAGAGCUUUCUCAGGACAAUAUAAGGGACACAUUUAUCAUUAAAUCAAAACUGCCAUUCAAUAUUAACCCUAAAUGAUAAAUGUCAUUUUAACGUGGAGCAAUGCGAUGCUUAAUUGGCUUUUUUUUGUUGUGUUUUUAAUAAAUAUUUAGUGCCAAUUUUGUGACAUUUUUAUAACCAUCUCUACGGUCCACUAGAGCACACUAAGUCGAUAUAUUGCUUCAUGAUAGUGGAAGUUUUUUAACAUUGUGGCGUCGGCGCGGCUUCGCUUCCUCUUUAUGCAACAUGUCCCUCUUUUGUCCUGAAACAAAAUCUGCAGCAGAGACCACUGGUUGAUCUCAUUGGCCGGCGCAGCAGCAGCCAGUCACGCGACAGUUCUGGUGUUACAAAACAACAUGCCACCCAUGCACGAUGAUAUAUACCGGAGGUUCCGUAGUGAGGUGUUCUGUCGGGGCAGAACUGCAUCUAUUUUUGUAACAUACUGCAGAGCUGCAUUGCUUUUUUGGAUCACCAGAACUGUUGCCGUGGUGAUUUGGUGGUGAGACAGGGUCUGGUUUCCCUUUGAUGUCCUACAAAGCUGAUUGUCAUUAAAAAAAAAUUCAGGUGCAUCAAUGUUAAUGUUCAUCUUUCUGGUGUGAGGAAUGCUUAUAUUAUUUAUGUAUUUAUUUCUUCUAUUUUUUUUUCUUAUUGACUAAAAGAAAUAUUACUUUAACCAGAACCAGUUUUCUGCAUUCCAAGAUUUGGUAAACAGUCUCGUAAAAUAUAUCAAAAUUGGAGCACCUGUUUAUUUUUUUCCUAAGAGUCAGGACACUACCUAAUGCCUUAUGACUUGAAUCCAUUCCUGAUCUUCUUCACGUCCUGUCAGUUAAGACAAAGAAAUGCUCAAGAACCAGAAAACAAAUCUGAAAUCUGACCGAGGUCCAUGUUUACAGGCCGAAGCACCAGGUGGAACAUUGUUUUUAUUCUUAAACCACACAAGCAUUUAAUUUAGGCAAAAGGGUAGCAUGACAACAAUCAAGGUGCUGUAAAUGCAAACAGAGGAUAGAGGUUUCGUCCCGAAGAAUCAGAUACAAACUUCACACCUGGCACGAGUGUUCAAUCGCGAGAUUUAACUUGCAAAAAUAUGAGCCCCGAUGGAUGUGCCAACUAGUUUUAGCCCAUCACCGCAUCUCCAUCUGAAAAAAAAACCUCCAAACAAAAAGUGCUGUCAUGAGGAAUGUUCACAGCACUUAACCGAACCCGAUGAUAUCGCAAGCCAUGCAAACAACUCCCGCUGUUCAGAGCGCCAAAAUCAACAUUUUCCUAAUGACAAAGGAGGAUCAAAAGGUUGUCAGUCUGAAUGAUUAUGUCAAAUUUAAACUGUACUCUAUUCUGAAAUAAUAUUCACAAUAUUUUCAAUACACUCGUAAUUCCAUAAA
Messenger RNA from Thunnus maccoyii (southern bluefin tuna), 3370 nucleotides. It is a transcript of the gene scd, whose product is annotated as stearoyl-CoA desaturase (delta-9-desaturase). Gene Ontology annotation, molecular function: stearoyl-CoA 9-desaturase activity; palmitoyl-CoA 9-desaturase activity; iron ion binding. Bases 160 to 1161 code for a protein of 333 amino acids. Gene Ontology annotation, cellular component: endoplasmic reticulum membrane. The transcript is spliced from 6 exons. Gene Ontology annotation, biological process: unsaturated fatty acid biosynthetic process; response to fatty acid. The record is from RefSeq and is a predicted model, not a curated record. Lineage: Eukaryota; Metazoa; Chordata; Actinopteri; Scombriformes; Scombridae.